GAAUUAAAUGAGUAGAUGGACCUAUGCAAUGGGGAGGUGUUUCACUUCCAGACCACGUUUGCAGAAAGGGUAUAAAAGCGCGGCUGUCCCAGAGAGCCUCACUGCAUCCUCAUCCCUUCAUUGCACGAGCACUUCGGGCCACCCCAGCACACAAGGAUGUGCUCCCGCCAGGAGAAGGACCACUGCCAUAAGCAGGAGCGCUACGUCCAACAGAGCAGCGGUUGCUGCCACAGCUCUGGUGGUGGCUGCCACAGCUCCGGCGGUGGUGGCUGUCACAGCUCCGGCGGCGGUGGCGGCUGUCACAGCUCCGGCGGUGGCGGCGGCUGUCACAGCUCCGGCGGUGGCGGCUGUCACAGCUCCGGUGGCGGUGGCUGUCACAGCUCUGGUGGCUCCGGCUGCCACGGGAAGCCGCAGGUGGUGUACCACCAGCAGCAGCAGCAGCAGGUCCACCAGCUGCCCUCGCAGAAGCUGAAGUGAUGGAGCAUCCCGUGCGGCCCCACUGUGGCAGCAGAGCCCACGCACAGACCAGCUCCGUGCGGCCUCCGCGAAGCUCUGCACGCCCCGGGGCACCCAGCUGCACCCCCCUAGCUCUGCCUCCCAGCUGCAGCUGCCUGGGAUGGGCAUCGCUCCUGCUUCCCCACCGCCUGAGCCACCAGGCUGUGCCUUGACCCCAGGAGGUGCCAGCAACCCAAUAAAGCAUCACAUUUCUCACA
Cygnus olor (mute swan) is the source of this 713-nucleotide messenger RNA. Its product is annotated as loricrin-like. Gene Ontology annotation, molecular function: structural constituent of skin epidermis. Bases 157 to 477 code for a protein of 106 amino acids. The record is from RefSeq and is a predicted model, not a curated record. Gene Ontology annotation, cellular component: cornified envelope. Lineage: Eukaryota; Metazoa; Chordata; Aves; Anseriformes; Anatidae. The transcript has 2 exons.